Messenger RNA from Dentiscutata erythropus, 1806 nucleotides. NCBI's taxonomy places the organism in Eukaryota, Fungi, Glomeromycota, Glomeromycetes, Diversisporales, Gigasporaceae. The record is from the annotation of a GenBank genome assembly.
AUGUCAUCUACGAGUGCUGAGUCAGAGCCUAUUAAGAAAGAUGUUUUUGAAAGUACAAAUGAAUCUGACAUAACGGAGGUGAAACAGCCUGUUGAAAACAUGAACUCAAAAGUUGGCGAUGAUAUUAACUUUUCAGAAAUGACAAUUCAUCAAGCUUGUCGACAAGGAUUUCUUCAUAUAGUAAAAGAUAUGAUCGAAAGUGGUUACGCUAAAGCAACUGACAGAGAUAGUAAUAAUGUGACUCCAUUACAUUUUGCGGCCAUUAGUAAUCAUGUGUCCGUUGCAAAAUAUUUGAUCGACAAUGGUGCUGAAAUAGAUGCUUUUGGUGGUGACUUGAUUGCUACUCCGUUACAUUGGGCAUCGAGGAAUGGUCAUUUGCCUUCUGUAACUCUUUUAAUUAACCAUGGUGCCAAUCCAAGUCUUCGAGAUUCUCAAGGUUUUGAUUGUUUACACCUUGCCGUACAUUCUUCUAAUCCUAUGUUGGUGUUAUACUUCAUAUUUUUGGAUAUGGCCGUUGAUACCCAAGACUCUUCACAACAUACACCCUUGAUGUGGGCUGCUUAUCAAUGUGAUGCAUUAACUGUAGAUAUACUAAUUCGAUUAGGAGCGUCUCUAUCCAAAGUUAAUAAUACGCAAUAUACACCUCUACAUUUUGCUGCAAUGAAGUCUGAUAAAAUGUGUUUAAGAAAGUUAAUAGAAGCUGGUGCAAAUGUAAAUGCUAAGGAUGAUAAUGGGAAAACUCCCUUUGAUAUAGUCAAAGAAGUGAAGGCUACAAAUAAAUGGGAAAAAGCAAUGAGAGAAACUGGACUUAAAAAUGAUGGAACAAGGACUCAUUAUCCUUGGUUUAUUGGAUUACCUUUGGCUAUUUUGGAAUAUAUAAUAUGUCACAUUAUAGUUACGAAGGUUUUUAUUAGAGCACAACUAAGUAUCGAAUUUAUGAGAACACCUUAUCUAUCAAGUAUAUUUCAAGCAAGCGCUUUCUGGGUUGGCGUCACAUGGAUUUAUAAACUUUUAUUUGCAACCUCAUUUUUAUAUUCGGCAAAUAUAAUUUUUGUUACAACAUAUGUCAUAUCAAUGUAUUCAUUUUAUGUCGUGGUAAUGGGCGAUCCGGGCUAUAUUCCAAAACCACAAUCACGUGAAGAACAGAAACGGUUGGUAAUAGACCUUGCAAAUAAAGGGAUGCUGGAUGCAAGACAUUUAUGUACAACAUGCAUGAUCAAAAAACCUCUUAGAUCCAAGCACUGCAAAGUGUGUAAUAGAUGUAUAGCCCGUUUUGAUCAUGAUACCUACUGUGGAUUCUUCCAAUAUGAUGCAUGGACUGCUUCCUUAUGUGCCUGGAGUGCGGUACAACUUCCUUGGUUAAUAAUAUUAUUAUGUUUCCAAGUUUACCAGAUUUCUUCGGCAAAAACUACAAAUGAGGUUAUGAACUUCCAUCGUUAUUCAUAUUUUACGAACAAAUCUCCUAGCGUAGGAAGUAAUGGAGCUGCUGGAGUGAAUGAAGUUAUUAAUAGUACAGAUGUCACUCAUCAACAGAGUGAAUGCGGAAGCAAAUGUAACCAUCAUCAUAAACAUAAUCAUUUUUCAAGAAUUCGUAGAGUAUUUGAAAGGCACGAUGAUAUCGUAAACCCAUUUAAUUUUGGAUGUUGGAAUAAUUGCCUGGGUUUUUGGUCGGAGGGAAACCGUGGAAAGUUACAAAACGUCGAUUGGUAUGAAAUUUUUGAUACCUCUUUUAUUGAACCAUGUGAUGAUGAUGUAAAAUCAAGGGCUGGAGGCUAUACUUCUUUAAAAAGAGAUGAAAUCGUAUAA